Molecule: messenger RNA, 3065 nt
Organism: Caenorhabditis sp. 36 PRJEB53466
Lineage: Eukaryota; Metazoa; Nematoda; Chromadorea; Rhabditida; Rhabditidae
Source: the annotation of a GenBank genome assembly
AUGCGCAAAAAACUGUCGCUCUUCCACAUUUCCACGUGGCUUCUCAUCUCCUCCUCGACAGCAGUACAGUAUCCCUGGACGUUCGACAACGAUCUGUUCGGCGGUGAGUUUUCCUUUUUUCACACUUUCCCCUAGAAAAAUGGAUACAAAAAACACAAUUGAAGUCUUUUCCCCCUCCUCCUCUACUUUUUUGGCUCACAGAAUUCGAAUUUCCGUCUCGGCGGCGCGGCGAGAAUUCACUUUGCGCACGUCUUUUCUGUUGCAUUUUCCGCCCUUAUAGUCUGUUUUGUGCCUCUUCAGACGGUGUUCGUCCCUUCCGAAUGAGAAGUUUCUCUUGGUUUCUUCCGGAAGAAAGUCAAAAAGUCAACCAAGAGCGACUUUGUUGUUGAGCAGUUGCUAAUGUUCGCUUGCAGUAGUCCUCCCUUCCUCCCAUGGCUACCAGAAAGAGUUCUGAGAAGGUCGGCGAAUGCUCGAAUCUUUCUUCGCCACCCUCCCUCCGAAUUCUUGAUGGCCGGGCCGUCGACCUUUGAGAGGGACACUCACAGAUUUCUUCGAACCUUUGAACUCUGCGUCUCUCGCCUUCGCCGGCUCUCUCCAUUUGAUGAUCCUCGAAAUCAGGAGAAUUAUUCAUCAAUUUGCUGCCCACAAGAUUCCCACGAUUUGUCCGUGGGCUCUCGCGAGCUCGUGCCUACUCGCACCUCUUUCGGAGAGUAUCAAACGGCAACAUUCCUUUCCUUGUCGAUUCUUCGCCCCCAUUCCCAUGCAUUUCUUGUGCAAUGAGUGGGCAGUUUUCGUGUCGAAAAGCACUCCGAACUGCCACUUUUCCGAGAGUGCUUCGCCUAAUAAAACGGCAGAAUACCUGGCACAGGAAUUGCUCACAGCAGGCACCUUCCUUUCCGUUUCUAAUCGGAGUCGCGCGGCUGCGGAGGCACUGAAUGUUUGGCCCAAUCUAAUUUCUAGUCAAUUCGGCCCUCCCAGUCGUCUUCCGCGAGCCCGUUAGUCAGCAGUUUUGUUCGCAAAGAAGACACGUCGCUUUCCGUAUUCAAUACUCGGGUAAUUGCCUUCAUCAGUAGUGGAACCGAGCACAAAACGACCAAUAAUAUUUUAUUUUUGCGCCCCGCCCGUUAUUCACUCCUCAGCUCUUUUCAUAGUUUUCCUCAGAAGAUUCUCUGAAAUCUGUAAUAUCAAUUCAGAGAGAGAGAGAGAGAGAGAGAGAGGGUCCUACAGAACCAAAACAACGUGUUGUCUCUCCUUCUCAUUUAGACUCGAGAUUUCCGUUCGACGUUUCAUUUGGUCGCUCUUCCAUCUUCAUCCUCUUUUCGUCACCGAUUCAAAUAUGCAAAACGUGCAAUGCGCAUCGCAUACACAUUUCCGGUCAGAACGGGACGAGAAGGUGUGCCCCGCGAGCCAAGCCAAACACCUUCUUGCCACGUCAUCCAGAGUACAUUCAAUUUAUCUCUCCCUUUUUCGCCUCUACUUUCAAAUGUACAUUUUGCCGUUUCCGACACCAAUUAGCUGCCGAAACUCAUAAAUAAUGUGGGAGUGAACAAGUACUGUGUCAGUCUCCGGAGCAACGUCUUCUUCUUCUUCUUCUUCUUCCUCUUCUUUUAUUUCUCUAUUCUCUUCUUCGCAACACCUUUGACGACUUUCAGAAAAUUUCGGAUAUUAUGAUACCAUGGCUUCUGACAGCCUGUAUAUAUCCUUGUGUUAUUGGUGAGUGUAUGGGGAAAUGAUUGACGAGAUAUUGCCUUCAAACUGAAGAAAAUGAUAAAUGUUGCAGGUCCGGACUUCUGGGGCCUUUUGCACGGAGACUGGCGGAUGUGCACGGCCGGCCAAAUGCAGUCUCCAGUCAACAUAGACCCGGCCCAACUGCUUUAUGACCCCCAUCUGAUGCCGAUUAACAUCGAAGGCAAUAUUGUGAGUUUCCGGAUUCGCGCCCUUCCGGAUAGUGAUUUCGUUUUCAGGUGGAAGGAAUAUUCGAAAACACCGGCCAGUUGCCGAUUGUCACAAUCAAAGAUCUUCCUAGCCGACCGACGAUCAAUAUAACGGGCGGUCCCACAAUGCCGUACCGCUACAAACUGCAUCAAGUGAGUUCAGUGCUCCAGUGAGUACAAGUGACUCAAUCGCUUUCAGGUCACUGUGCACUUUGGAAGCGCCAACGAAGGAGAAAAGGGCUCCGAGCACACGGUGGACCGGGUCAGAUUCCCUGCGGAGAUCCAGCUGCUCGCGUACAACAGUGAUCUCUAUCCCAACUUCACCGUUGCCAUGACGUCGCCAAGAGGGCUUCUCGCCGUUUCUGUGAUUGUUGAUGUGAGUGACACCGAAUAGACAGAUACAGCAACAGCCCAUUCAGAUCGGAAAGACGACGUCAGUGGAGCUGCGGAGACUGACCGUCGCUUCGCAGAGCAUAACCUAUAAAGGUGCGCUUUCAUUUUCAACUUUUCACAUUCUCUUUAUCUUUUCUAGGCCAAAUCACGAAUCUGACUGAUUUCCAACCGGCGGCACUUCUUCCAAAGACGUCGCAUUACGUGACUUACGAGGGAUCUCUCACUUUCCCCGGAUGCCACGAAACAGUCACCUGGGUGAUUCUCAACAAUCCCAUUUACAUUACCAAUGACGAUGUGAGCUAUUUCUACCCCAAAACAGGCGAAUUCUAGAAAUUUCAGUUGCAAAUCUGGAAUGAGCUGCAGAAAACGGAGACGAAACAACCGGAGCCGUCGUUUAUGACUCCCGCUUACCGCCCGUUGAAAUCGCUGAACGGACGACUGCUCCGAACAAAUAUUAAUGUUGGCACGAAGGUAUUUUCAGAAAACUGACUGGAAAUACAGUUUUCGCGUGUUCAGGAAUCGGCCACGUCUUCCAGUUGUCCGUCGAAUGUAUACGUGGAAAUGGGAUAUCGGGCAAACCCGGGCAGGAAUAAAAGGAAUGACUCGGUUAGUAAUUCACGAGUUUAUUUUAUUAUAUUCAAAAGGUUUCAGGUUUCUAGAAGAUACGUCCGUAGUUCGGAAGUAUUCGAAAUCGACAGUAUUCGACCUGAAGAGGCUUCAGAUCUGAACUCAUUCUGA